Molecule: messenger RNA, 1224 nt
Organism: Talaromyces proteolyticus
Lineage: Eukaryota; Fungi; Ascomycota; Eurotiomycetes; Eurotiales; Trichocomaceae
Product: putative glucosamine 6-phosphate acetyltransferase
Exons: 2
Coding region: 328-993 (221 amino acids)
Biological process (GO): UDP-N-acetylglucosamine biosynthetic process
Cellular component (GO): endoplasmic reticulum; endoplasmic reticulum-Golgi intermediate compartment; Golgi apparatus
Molecular function (GO): glucosamine 6-phosphate N-acetyltransferase activity; monosaccharide binding
Source: RefSeq, a predicted model, not a curated record
GCCCGCUGUGGUCAAUGGUGCAUGUGCAUUGCUAUUGUAUUAUUCUCCAGCUUCAAAUAGUCCGAGUGAGACUACUGCUACAACUACGCCCUAGCAAAUAUUUAUCCCCCCUCCCCCCUUUCUCUUCUCGCCAUUUCUAUUUCUGCAAACCUGAUUGUUGUCGUGUGUGUCGAUCAUUCGUUUCCUGAAACAUCCCCCGACAAAACGACCUCCCGCCCUCUUUGUCAAUUGCAAACGCUCAAUCGUCGAAAGUAAGUCGGCUUCUCGAGAGCAUAUUCCAUAGUCAAAAAAAAUAAGAGCGGAUUUCUUAAAUCACCCGUCAACAGAAUGACUACCGAUCUCUACUCUAUCCCCGCCGCCCACGCCGGUGAAGCUACAAACAUACCCCGCACAUCCACUGCAGUCAGUGAUGCCACGACAGUCAACGAGACGCCCAUCCUCCAGAACACAGUCAAUGGCAAUGGUCUGACAAAAACCACAACAUUCACAUCAGCAGAAGAUCAGUCCCUGUUCUCGCCCUCCCUCAUCUCUGCCGAGAUCCAGUCCGUCCUGCCCGAGGGCUACAGUGCUCGUCCGUUGCGUCGCUCCGACUUCCACCUGGGCUAUCUGGAUGUUUUGCGUGUGCUCACAACUGUCGGCGACAUCACAGAGUCGAUGUGGAACGACCGAUACGAUUAUCUGCUCAAGCGAAAUGAUGAGUACUACCUCAUCGUCAUCUGUGACGGCGCAGGCAAGAUCGUGGGCACAGGGAGUCUGAUUGUUGAGCGCAAGUUCAUCCACACAUUGGGUCUGGUUGGCCAUAUCGAGGACAUCGCUGUCGCACAAGAUCAACAAGGCAAGAGGCUAGGGUUGAGGAUCAUUCAAACGCUAGAUUAUGUUGCUGCCAAGGUCGGCUGUUAUAAGUCUAUUCUCGAUUGCUCGGAAGCCAACGAAGGUUUCUACCUCAAGUGCGGCUUUAAGCGAGCUGGGCUCGAAAUGGCACACUAUUACUAAAAUAACGCAUUGUGUGACUUUUUAAUCGUCUGUAUGAAUAGUUCUUAUCCAUGUGUGUAUUCUACUAUUGUGGGAACUUGGGACUGCGAGGGUCGUAAGAGGGAUUCUCGCAGCGAUGGGGUUUUCUAGCGAACUUGAUUUUUCUCUCUUCGGUAACAGUUGAUUAUGAUCCGGGUGAAUAAAUGCUUUAUCUGAUUGUCGAUCUAAAAACUACAUUAUAACACAAUGCGG